UUUGUUAAGCACUUACAUACUUGAUUUAAAAAUAUAAAACUGUGUUUUUGCCAUCGUUUGGCUUCUUAAUUUGAUUGUGUCGUGUGUUGAACGGGCGGACGUAGAUCAAUAAAGGUGCAGUUGCCCUAAGAUCGGUUUGCUGUGCAUUAAUGUCGUAAAGAAUAAUAGUUGAAUCAUCACCUCAGCAACUACAAAAAACAACAAAUAAGCGAAAAUGGCGUUAAAAGUGUUAGUGGGACAAAAAAUCAUGAACGAAGUGGUUAAGUACAAGCCACCGCCACCGAAAAAGGCUGCUGGUGCUGCUGCUAAAGCCGCUCCUGGCGGCAUUGAAUGGCGUGUACUAGUCGUCGAUAAGCUGGGCAUGCGGAUGGUCUCCGCGUGCACCAAAAUGCAUGAAAUUAGCGCCGAGGGCAUUACAUUGGUCGAACAUAUUAACAAGAAGCGCGAACCAUUGCCUACAAUGGAUGCUAUCUAUUUAAUAACACCAUCUGACGAGUCUGUGCGCUCCCUAAUACGUGAUUUUGAAAAUCCUGCACGACCCAUGUACCGUUAUGCUCAUGUCUUCUUCACCGAGGCAAUUCCGCCCAAAAUAUUCGACAUGCUACAGUCGCACAAAGACAUCUGCCGUCGUUAUAUUCGCAGCUGCAAAGAGAUUAAUAUAGCCUUUUUGGCCUAUGAAGCGCAGGUCUUUUCUUUGGAUUCGCCUGAUACAUUUCAAUGCCUCUAUUCGCCGGCGUUUGCUUCCAUACGCAGCAAGCACAUCGAACGCAUAGCCGAGCAAAUCGCCACGCUGUGCGCAACACUGGGCGAGUACCCCAAUGUGCGUUAUCGCAGCGAUUGGGAUAGGAAUAUUGAUUUGGCUGCUUCGGUGCAGCAAAAACUGGAUGCUUAUAAGGCCGACGAGCCAACAAUGGGGGAAGGCCCGGAGAAAGCACGAUCUCAGCUACUAGUUUUGGAUCGUGGCUUUGAUUGUGUUUCGCCACUUUUGCACGAGCUAACGCUUCAGGCAAUGGCCUAUGAUCUGCUGCCCAUUGUCAAUGAUGUCUACCGCUAUUGUCCGGGUCCUAAUCAGCCUGACAAGGAAGUCUUGCUCGAUGAAAACGACGAUUUGUGGGUGGAGCUCCGCCAUGAGCAUAUUGCAGUUGUCUCCACACAGGUUACGCAGAAUCUAAAGAAGUUUACGGAUUCCAAGCGCAUGAGUUCCACCGAUAAGUCUUCAAUGCGCGACUUGUCGCAGAUGAUCAAGAAGAUGCCGCAGUACCAGAAAGAGCUAUCCAAAUAUUCCACUCAUUUGCAUUUAGCUGAGGAUUGCAUGAAAUCCUAUCAGAAUUAUGUCGACAAGCUAUGCCGUGUGGAGCAGGAUUUGGCUAUGGGCACCGAUGCUGAGGGCGAAAAAAUCAAGGAUCAUAUGCGCAACAUUGUGCCCAUUUUGUUGGAUACGAAUGUGUCAAACUAUGAUAAGGUGCGGAUCAUUGCAUUGUAUGUUAUGAUCAAGAAUGGUAUAUCAGAGGAGAACUUGACCAAGCUCUUUACCCAUGCCCAAUUGUCGCCAAAGGACCAGGAUAUGGUGCGAAAUCUGAGCUUUUUGGGCAUUAAUGUCAUAGCCGAUUCGCGCAAGAAAGUCUACACGGUUCCACGCAAAGAACGCAUCACCGAGAGCACAUACCAAAUGUCGCGCUGGACACCCGUAAUUAAGGAUAUAAUGGAGGAUUGCAUUGAGGAUAAGUUGGAUCAGCGACAUUUUCCAUUCCUUGAGGGUCGUGCCCAAAAUACCAAUUAUCAUGCACCGACAAGCGCACGCUAUGGCCACUGGCACAAGGAUAAAGCACAGACACAGGUCAAGAAUGUGCCGCGCUUAAUUGUGUUUAUUGUGGGAGGUGUCAGCAUGUCUGAAAUGCGUUGCGCCUACGAGGUCACCAACUCUGUGCGAAACUGGGAGGUCAUUGUGGGCUCGUCGCAUGUGCUUACACCUGAAAUAUUUUUAAGUGACUUAGGCAGUCUGUCAAAGGAAGAUUAGAAGAAUCUUCAGCAGCCUUCUGUUAAUAGGUAUUCCACAUGUUAAUGUUUUGCUGUUGUUAAAAGAAAAAAAACUGAAGAAUUCUAGCCAAGCUGUAAUCCCGUGGCUAUAAAAUAUCUUCUUUAUUAAGGGGUUUUAUUGUUUAUUUACCUUGUUGACAUAGUUGCAAUUAUGUGCAAUUGUUAGUUUAUUAACUACAUAUAAAUACAUACGAAUAUUCAAAUAGAUAACAUGAAUAUUAACCCAAAACUGGGUUAAUGUGCAGCAUUUUACGAACACCGUAUCGGCAAUGGUGUUUGUGCUACUAGCCGGUGUAUACUGAUUAUUUAUGUAUGCAUAUGUAUGUACAUAUGGGCGCAUGUAUUUCAGUUACGUGUAUGUAUGGACUGGACCACUGGUUACGUAGUUUGUAGGCAUGUUUGUCGACAUACAUCCUUACGUAUGUUUAUUGAUCGAUCGGUUUCCAUAAUGCGCCUAUUAUACAUUUAUAGGUUUAGUUUUUUUGUGACCCAUGGAUUUUGUAUGCAAGGACGUCGCAUCAACACUCAUUAACGCAUGAAAUCGGCUAUAGACAUGUGUACGUAUGUGUGAGCAUACCAUAUAUUUGUAUUCAUAACUACGUACUAUAAUUUUAGUAAGUCCAUGCAUACAUAGUUACUCGCUUGAUGUACAUACAUGUGAAUUAUAUUACAAUGUGUACGGUCGUGACAUAAAACAGCGGUGGGCACGGAAUUUUUAAUCGGGAGUACAAUAACAAAAACCAUCGUUAGGGCCAUGAGUAGAGUCGAGCAACGACACACACACUGCGUGUAUUUUGUUUUUGCAUCUGGCGCCACUUAUCAAAAUAUAUCGUUGAGAGCAAUGGAAGCCGAAAGCGGCACUCGUGCCACCGCUGAUAUAAAACUCUAAAACUAAAGCACCGACCAAAAGCGCCAGCACUGGCUUUGAGCUUGCUGCGUACACACGCCCAGAAAUUAUGAAAAAUAAAUGUUUAACACUUAUGCCGAUAAAGAGCAAAUAAAAGUUUAUUACACAUAUUUAUUAUCACAUAUUGAUUAUUCAAAAAUUUAUAUACAUAUACACACACUAUAUAAUGCCUACGUUUUAUAAAAACUAUAUUUUUUAACUAUGCAUAUUUAAUAAUUUAUAAUAGCUCUAAUUCUAUGCAUACAUAUAUUAGUGUAUACUCAGAUUAUCCUUACAAUAUGCGAAUUAUAAAUUAAAACAUGUAAUGGAAAAUAAUAAAAGAAAAUUCAAAAUUCCUUAA
This is a messenger RNA of Scaptodrosophila lebanonensis, 3284 nucleotides long. It is a transcript of the gene Rop, whose product is annotated as protein ROP. Bases 215 to 2017 code for a protein of 600 amino acids. Gene Ontology annotation, cellular component: secretory granule; plasma membrane. Gene Ontology annotation, molecular function: syntaxin binding. Gene Ontology annotation, biological process: neurotransmitter secretion; vesicle-mediated transport; intracellular protein transport. The transcript is spliced from 8 exons. The record is from RefSeq and is a predicted model, not a curated record. NCBI's taxonomy places the organism in Eukaryota, Metazoa, Arthropoda, Insecta, Diptera, Drosophilidae.